Molecule: messenger RNA, 929 nt
Organism: Amborella trichopoda
Lineage: Eukaryota; Viridiplantae; Streptophyta; Magnoliopsida; Amborellales; Amborellaceae
Source: RefSeq, a predicted model, not a curated record
CUCUCUGCCCCACGUCAUAACACUAUAUUUUGUAAUCUCAAAGCCUCUGGGAAGCUGAACAGAACCUCCCCUAUCUUCUCUCUCUCUAAACCCAAACCCCAAGGAGGGACUUACAUAUAAAUAGAGCAACCUCAUUCCACUUAAUCACACCUCCAAACCAUCUCUCUCUCUCUAGAUCCGACUUUCUCUCUCUAGAUCUGACUUUCUCUCUCUAGAUCCCUAAGGCACAAAAAACUGCAGGGGAUCUAUCAGACAUGGCUCGCUGGUCAGCUGAAAAUGCCACAAAUGCCUACCUCCAUACUGUAAAAAUGUGCAAGGAGAGAGAGAAACAACCAGACGAAGCCGAGUUCAUCUCGGCCCUCGCAGCCGGGACCAACGCACAACUCAUGGUGGAGAUAUGCGCACCGGGCAAGGGCCCUGGUGCCACCACCUUCGCCUUACUAGCCGCUGCUCACCAAACCGGGGGCCGCGUGGUCUGCGUCCUAACCGAUGCCAUGGCCACACACUCAUCACCCGAGAUGGCGAUGCUGCAAGCUCAAGCGCCGCACCGUCUCGAGCUCGUGGUAGGCGACGGGUGCGCACUCUUGGUGGGUGCUUUGAGGGGCGCCGACUUCGUGGUUGGCGAUUGCAGAUGGGCGCCACACGAGAGCGUGGUGCGCACCGCCGAGGCUGGUGCGCGCGAGGGUGGGGUGGUUGUUUUUGGGCGCCACGCCUUCGAUGGGGAAGCGGGGCUGAGGCACCGUGGAGCCAUGAGGAGCGUGGCGUUACCAAUUGGUGGCGGAGUUGUGGUGACGAGGAUAAAGGAGGGGGUUAGAGAGAGAAAGAGGAGUAAGUGGGUUGUGAGGGUGGAUAAGUUCACAGGGGAAGAGCACGUUUACAGGGUACCUGUUGGUGGGGCUUAAACAAUGGGAAUAUAUAUAUAUAUAUAU